AUGAUGUCUCUUGAUAUAUCUGACAGUACUCAAAUCUAUGCUGCAUUUGUGGUAUACCUGGACCUCUUAGAAGGGAGAAACUGGCAUGAAGUGAAGUAUGUUGGAGUAGCAGAAUUGCAGCUCGUAUGUUUACAUGCACGUGAAAGAGAACAGGACAGUCUCCAAGUGAUGGUGCCGGUACCUGUGCACAUAUUGUUGAGCCAUGAGAGGAUGAGAGAGAUCAUGAAGAAAGCGUCACUCCCACAGGAUGAUCCUGACACCCCGCUGUCAGUUACUUUGGCCAUAGUUGAGUCAGAUUCCACAGUAGUCUACUAUAAAAUGACUGAUGGCUUUGUAAUACCAGAUCCUCCUGACGAUACUGAAGAUACAGACAAUAAACAGUGGAGAAAGAAAAGAAAGCUUUUGAAGUGA
Molecule: messenger RNA, 411 nt
Organism: Nestor notabilis (Kea)
Lineage: Eukaryota; Metazoa; Chordata; Aves; Psittaciformes; Psittacidae
Gene: TSEN15
Product: TSEN15 tRNA splicing endonuclease subunit
Exons: 3
Coding region: 1-411 (136 amino acids)
Biological process (GO): tRNA splicing, via endonucleolytic cleavage and ligation
Molecular function (GO): nucleic acid binding
Source: RefSeq, a predicted model, not a curated record